Messenger RNA from Exophiala aquamarina CBS 119918, 1458 nucleotides. RefSeq lists its product as uncharacterized. The transcript has 7 exons. Gene Ontology annotation, biological process: transmembrane transport. Gene Ontology annotation, cellular component: membrane. The record is from RefSeq and is a predicted model, not a curated record. Gene Ontology annotation, molecular function: transmembrane transporter activity. NCBI's taxonomy places the organism in Eukaryota, Fungi, Ascomycota, Eurotiomycetes, Chaetothyriales, Herpotrichiellaceae. Bases 1 to 1458 code for a protein of 485 amino acids.
AUGGCGACCAAUUAUGAAACCGAGAAAGUCGACGAUGCAUCUCAUGGUGAGCAUGAGAGGGUUACAAGCCAAUCACCUUCUUCCUCAGCAGACGAAUUCGAUGUCAGCAAUGAGAAGAAGUUGAUGCGCAAGGUUGAUUGGAGAUUGCUACCGAUCCUUGGUGCUCUCUACUCUAUUGCACUGAUUGACAGAGUCAAUAUUUCCAAUGCCCGUGUCGCUGGCAUGGGUGAAGACUUAGGCCUUCACAUUGGAUCGCGCUACACAAUUGCCCUUGUUGUGUUCUUUCCUCCUUAUUUCUUCUUUGAGCUUCCAUCAAACAUCGUCCUGCGUCGCGUUGGCAGUGCCAACUGGCUCUCAUUCAUUGCUUUCGCAUGGGGCACAGUGAUGCUCGGACAAGGUUUCGUCAAGAACUAUGCCGCGCUAGCAGCAUGUCGAGCACUCCUGGGCUUGUUCGAAGCAGGCUUUUUCCCUGGAUGUGUGUACCUUGUAACAUGCUGGUACGUGAGGUACGAGGUGCAGAAACGACUCGCUGCCUUCUAUCUUGUCUCCGUGUUUGUUGGGGGGUUUUCGAACAUCUUAGCUUACGGCCUGAUGCAAAUGGAAGGUGUUGGUGGACAGCGAGGAUGGCAGUGGAUCUUUAUCAUAGAAGGGCUUCUCACCCAGCUGGUGGCGAUAGCCGCAUGGUUCCUCAUCAUCGACUUUCCUGACAAAGCCCACAAAAAGCACUUUCUCUCGGCUGCUGAGGCCGCCUUCGUGAAGCAAAGGAUUGAAACCGACCGAGGAGAUGCGGAGCCCGAUUCAUUGACGUGGGCCAAAUUUUUCUUCCACCUCAGAGAUUGGAAGCUGUGGGUGUUUGCACUGAUGUUUAUGUCCACCACAAUGCCAGCAUACGCCUUUGCUUAUUUCACGCCUGUCAUCCUUCGGGGUAUGGGAUUCAGUGCUGGGGUCGCAAAUCUGCUGUCCGCACCUCCAGUCAUCACUGCUCUGCCUUGUGCACUGUUCCUCGCCUGGGUUGGGGAUCGAUACCACUUUCGCGGCCCAAUCAUUGUAACGCAGUCACUUAUCGUCAUAAUUGGUCUGAUGAUCACGGCAUAUCACAGGUCAAAUGGUGUCAGAUACUUCGGCAUCUUCCUAGGCAUUGCAGGUUGUCAAGGUAAUGUUCCAGCAAUCCUAGCCUACCAGAGCAACAACAUUCGUAUGCAGAGCAAGCGAUCGGUGGGAAGUGCGCUGCAGAUUGGAUUCGGUGCUGUCGGCGGUAUCAUAGCAAGUACCGUCUUCCGCGAGAAGGAUGCACCUCGUUAUGUACCAGGAUUAUGGGUGACAGCUGGUCUCCAGUUCUUCAUCUUCUCCUUGGUGGCCUUCAACACAGUGUACUUCCGCCGAAAGAACAAACAGCUCGAUGAUGGAACCUUGACGGAGCCAAUUGAGGGCCAACCGGGAUUCAAGUACACUCUCUAA